Molecule: messenger RNA, 798 nt
Organism: Lachancea lanzarotensis
Lineage: Eukaryota; Fungi; Ascomycota; Saccharomycetes; Saccharomycetales; Saccharomycetaceae
Gene: FMP41
Product: LALA0S01e00738g1_1
Exons: 1
Coding region: 1-798 (265 amino acids)
Cellular component (GO): mitochondrion
Molecular function (GO): acetylpyruvate hydrolase activity
Source: RefSeq, a predicted model, not a curated record
AUGUGUGGCAAGAUUGACUACUCUUACUUGAAGCGUGUGAGGAAGAUCAUAUGUAUCGGCAGAAACUAUGCUGCUCACAUUGAAGAACUCAACAAUCCCACUCCUAAACAGCCAUUUUUCUUUUUGAAGCCCAACUCCAGCGUUGUAACUCAACCACAAGCUGGAAAAUCGGCUCAAAAUACUGGCCCUGGUGAUUCCACAUACAGAGGGCUGCAAGAAGAUGGUUCAAAUCCCGGAAAAAUUUUCAUUCCCCGCGGUGUCAAAGUGCACCACGAAGUUGAGCUAGCGCUCGUUAUGGGCCAGAAUGUAUCGAACGCAUCGAAGGGCACAUUUGGGCCCAAAGAGUUGUAUGACUCAAUUUCUGGGAUAACACUCUCCUUGGACCUCACCGCACGUAACGUGCAGGAUGAGGCCAAGAGAAAGGGAUUGCCUUGGUCUAUCGGAAAAGGCUUUGAUACCUUUUUACCCAUUUCUGAGUUUAUCUCUAAAACCUUACUCGGUGAUCCAGCACGCUUGCAAGACUCUUUCAGACUCAAAUGUGAGGUAAACGGAAAAACUAGACACGAUGGCACUUCUGACUUGAUGCUGACUCCGCUGCAUGAGAUCGUGCAGCACAUUUCGACUGUGAUGUCUCUUGAAGCAGGUGACUUGGUACUAACGGGAACACCUGCGGGAGUGGGUGAACUUCACCCUAAUGAUGUUGUUACCUCAGAACUUUAUCAGGAUGGAAAGCUCUUGACAAAAAUGACCUUUGAAUGUGCUGAAAAACCUGGUCCUUACGAGUACAGAGAAACUUGA